AUGAAGCUCGCGUGUCUUGUAUGUGAGCAGGUUGUGGACGUGGUUUCUGCGGAGGAAGCGGUUGCUAGCGGUCAGCAGAGCGUGCGCACUGGAGGCGAAAGGGAACCCCAUGCAAACGCGAAUGACAGGUCUUUUGCUGCUUCCAGCGGUGCGCUUUCGACAGUACGGAUCGCAGAGGGGAAGAAAUCCAUAGCUGAAAGUCCAGACGUAUCUCGCUGCGCUGUGUGCGAUGGUAUGUACCACACAGCAUGUCUGGUAAGGCUGGCAUACGUCGUGGAACGCGUCGAAACAGCGUUUGGAGCGCCUUUUACGUGCAUUCACUGCGUUCAUCGGACGAAACUAAGUGCUGGGAAAACGAGCAUUGACGUGGAAGACAAUACGCUGCCGCUUCUGGUGCCUGCGCUGGCGUUUCCGUUCGUCAGGCGGUCUCGUGCCGCUGGCAAAGCAGGAAACCUGACGAGAACACGUGGAAUGGCCAUGGAAACUGACAGUAUUGCAGGUGACGCAUUUCGUUGCAGCAAUGAUAGCAGCUGGAGAGUAUUUUCGACUGUAGUGGAGGUGUGCACGACGUGCCGACAGGUGCAGAUUGCGACAACCGAGACAACCACGUGUCGUAAGUGCCGCAGUGCUCAGCUGCAUCAACGCUGUGUGGAGCGUUACCCAAUCGAGCGUGGCGUGAAGCCGAAGAGGAGGAAGGUGUUUCGUGGAUUAGGUCGAAAGAGACGGCGGACGUCAUUGAAACCAGCCACGUUUAACUGGUGUUCUCCGUGUUUGACGGAGCAUGGCAACCAGCGAACGAAGCAACUGACUCGUGGAUCCAUUGAGACCCGCACGAUUGCAAUGCUGGUGAACGAUCGGGACAGCAAAACAGACGGAGACGUGAAAUGGUGGAACAAGUGUAGCAUAUGUAUGGAGCGUUUUUGUCUGCAAGACUUUUGCGAUCCGCAGGAAACUGAUGCAAGUGUGAGCGAAGUGCUACAGAACUCGUUAGUGAACGAGGAUCUGGAAGAGGGUUGGUGUUGUGGACAUUGCGCUCCGUUCGCGGCAAAUGCAUUGGUGACGGUGCUGAUUUGUGAUGAGUGCGAUAAGGAAUUUGAUAUGGCGGAAUUGAAUCCUCCAAUUGUCGAGGCUCCCGAGGGCGACUGGUUUUGUUCGGAGUGUAGGGGCGAUACACAGCAAGCUGAAGCUGCAGUUGUACGUGCUGCAAUCCCAGAUGAUGUGGCAACAGCGCCCAUAUGUGAUGGAUGCAAAGGGAAACUAAACAUGGCCGAUAUGCACUCACCGCCUCGGCGUACCCUGAAAGGCGGCAGGUUUUGCAGGAUGUGUGUUUCCACGACGAAUGCCUCUGCCCUACAUGAAGCCACUGAUAGCUCGACCGUACCACUUGUUCCCGUGACGCUACUGAUUUGCGAUUUGUGUGACGAUGAGUUUGAUAUGAAGGCACUGAAUCCGCCUUUACAUGAGGUGCCGUCCGGUGACUGGUUUUGUCCAGCAUGUACUAUCACCAAGAACGGUCAGCAGCUGGACAAGAGCGACCGCCCAAAGGCACAAAGAAGCACAACUUUGCGUAAUCGUGCAAGCAGGCAGCUAGUUGAGACACCGAGACAACCUGUGCCUCUCCCCAGGCAAAAUGUGACCAAGGUGCUCGUACUUUGUGACGGCUGCGCUCACGAGUUUGACCCGUUGACGUUGCAUCCUCCUCUGCUGAAACUGCCCGAAAGUGAGUGGUUGUGUCCUGCAUGCAGCGAUGUCUCCGCAUCAGCUUCAGCUACUGUACGUGUAUGUGCGGUUUGCAACAGCGGCAAGUCCCGUGCGAAUGGAAGUAUUGUCAAUCGAGUACACGACAACAGCGAAUAUGCGGGCAAUGUGAUGCCCUGUGAAGCUUGCCGUGAUUCGCGAGCUGGAGGCACACCCUGUGCGCAGCAAGUGGUCUCUGCGACUGCCAGUGACGAGCAAAACGUUGUGGAACCUUUAGUAGGUGGAAGGAAGCGCAAUGGAGUAUGUGGAGUGAGUGCCAGCCACGAUGACCCUACGAAGCUUAAAUCAUGCUUCACCGGUCCGCCCGUGACCGAUGGUAACUCGGUCGUGAUUCAGCCUGCUGGUCAUCAUGCAUCAAGCAAUGUGUCUGUCGAAGACAACGGCGGCCCAAGUCUGCAUAUUCCGAGGCCAAUUACCAUGGUGGUGCCUUCUGUUGGUCUGGAACAUGAAGAAUGGAAAACUGUCAGUAGUGGAUGGAGUUUUGCCAACCCGACGUUGCUUACUGCCGAUCCGAACGACAAGUACUUAUCCGAGACGAUCUGCGACGUCGGAGAAGCUACAAUCAUCAUUAUAUGCGAUAUUUGCUUUGGAGAAUUUAACAUGCCAGACGUGACAGGUACGGAUCAAGCGAGCGCGGUCCCUGCUCGUCCGUGGUUUUGCAAGCCUUGCCUUAGAGCCCUUAAGCGCAGCAGAAAGAAAAGGCCGCGAUUUUCGCGGCAAAUGGUGACGGAAAUGCAAGUUCAUGGUCGCCUUUUGCGUGCGACGUCUGCAAAAGUCUCCACCCAUGAUGCUGUAACUCGACCUGGUACCCCACCAACCUCGCGCGAAGAACGGCGUGAGAUGUACGAGCUCGUCGGCAGAAGUGUGGGCGUGUUUUUGGAGUGGGAUAACCAGUGGGUGAUGGGUCGUGUGACGACAUUUCAUGCUACCCACCCUGCAAUGCACCAUACCAUUCGCUGUGACGAUGGCGUGGUUCUAUCGUUACCGCUGUACGCGUUUCCAUUGGUGAUCGGGACGCGCACUAUGGUUUACGUCAAAGUUCCAGCACUGCAAAACCGAUGGUGGCCUGCCCAAGUCUUGCGCUUCAAUGCCCUUGCACGCAGAAUGCACUUCCCAGUCUACGGUAAAGAGACUGAAGCCGAUGCGAGUUUUCGUUUGGUACGAAUAUUUACCGAUACUGGUGAGCACGUAGAGACGACACAGUACGUGUCCUGCUGGGUCCCCAAAUACCUUUGUCGGAGCAUGAAAUGGUUCGUCCCGCGAGAUUCAAAUGUUGUUGCAACGACGAAAACGAUAGAGAAUGUGGCAGAAAGGUUUCGAAAAUUAGUGGAAAGGGCACAGAAGGAGACACAACUUGAGACCGAGUGUUUGGACCGCGCUUUUCAAAUAUUGCUAGCCGUGUUCCGACGAGCUUUGUCAAAUCGUGGACAGCCAGAGGUUAGACAACGCUACGAUCAAGUCGCCAAGUUGAUGGUGGGGAAUACUAUUGUUGUCACAUCGGCGGGCUCAUGCGACCUACUACCGGGAACAUUUUUGGUGAAAAGGUUUGACAGCGAUGCGAACAAACAUGUCAUUUCACCCCGUGGCGAUACGGCCAGUGUCGACGAUGGCAAUUCCGAUAUUGUAGUCGAUCUGCUUCUAUGUGCUCAUGGUGGUAUUGUGUACCAUCUGGACGACACCCGCGCGUUUAGUGGGCUGGCAGUUCUGCUCGAGUAUAGUGGGUCUGAUCUGGGCGUGGGCAUUCCAGGAGACUUUCACUCCAAAGAGCUGCUAGAGAAAGCCAUUGUCGAAGAAUCUGGCAUGCUUCGAGACUCAGCAGACGCUGCUCGGGAACGUGAAAAAGAUUGUACGAUGAAUCCGUGUAGUCACUGCUUUAUGGAUUCAGACGAAUGCCAGGAAGACACCGAUACACGCAAUACAAAACGCAGCCAAGACCAUGCAGAAGAAUUGACGGUGUGCGUGAAAUGCGAUCGACGGUUUCACAAAACCUGCUGCGAUCCGCCGCGCGCAUCGAUAUCGCUUGUGCACCCGGAUGACGGACAGGUGCUAGUGAAGGAUCUGAACAUACCGUUUGUGUGCAGUGAUUGCACGGUUUGCUCAGGGUGCCAUACGAAUAAUUGCGAAGGACCGCUUCAACCCGAGCAGAUUUACACCAGCGAGAAAACAGUGCUGAAUGGUGAAGAAGAGUGCCGAGCAACACGAUGGUCUCGGUGGCGGUUACCGUUACAGGCCGUCGCGCUUUGCUCGAAGUGUGUUCCUUACUACAAAGCCAACCAGUUUUGUGGUGUUUGUAGUACUGUCUUGGAUGACGCACAAGUGACAAGUAACGUCAAGAUGCUGGCAUGCUCGACAUGCCAUCACUGGAUCCACGCUGAUUGCGAACCGGAUCCACACUCGGCUUUCCAUGCGUUCGACAGUACCAAUGACUUUGCACUAGACGUCAUGACGGAUACAUCUGGCAAUUUAUCGAGUCCGCCGGAUGCGAUGGCCGAUUUGCGACCCAUUGUUACUAUAGCAAGCCACGAAGGUGACACGAAAUUGACGUUGGAUGUGAAAGCUGUUGUUGAAAGUCGUUGUGCAUCAGAUUACAAAACACAAUUGAGCGCGACAUAUUCUGCAAACAGAGACGACACAGUUGUCAAGAGCGCCAAGCAGGUAGAAGAAGAUAUCGCGCGUUCUUUGCGGUUUGGAGCUGAGUACGAUCCAAAGGUGUUUCAUAAUUACGAGUGCCUAACGUGUCGCAAGAUCCGUAUGCUGCACAUUCUUCAUCGUCUGGAUGUCGAAGACAAGCUGGACCUGUUCAAGGAACCAGUGACCGAGGCAAUUGCGCCUACGUAUUUCGAGACAAUCAAGUCACCAAUGGAUUUGAGUUCUAUGCGGCAGAAGGUCCUCGAAGGGAGGUACAGAAGUGUUAAUUUUCGCGUCUUUCGGGACGACUUUGAGCUGAUGUGCUUAAACGCGGUAACCUUUAACUCAAAGGAGCGUGAUUUCUUGGUUUGGCGCGAGGCUUGGCGGUUCUAUGGCCAGGGGCAGAGAAUAUUCAGGCAAAUCGCACCAAAGGCACGAAUGAAGCAUCGUGGAGGACGCUACCAUGAUGCUCUGUUGGUUGCAGCGAAGCGGCAGCUGCCAAACAAUUCUGCGCUUGCAGGCAAAACGCAGUCUAGUGGUGAUUCGUUCGAGAAUGGCAAAGACGGUUGCGAUAACGAGGAUGACGACGAUCUUGACGACGAUGAAGACGGCGACAACGGCUCGGAUGCAGGGUCGGAUGUUUUUGGUGGGGGAGGUAGGAAUCGCGAAAAAGUUGCCACGUCGAAGAGUUCGGCUCGCAAGUAUGGUUCGGAAGCUGCAUCGGCUCACAAUAGCGAUGCAAGCAGCGCGUUUCUCGAUUACGCAAGACAAGGUAAGCGAAGCGAGUCUGCGAUUGACAUCGCGCCUGCAUCGGCAACAAACGGAGCAGCACCAGCUGCCACCACGGCACUUGUUGAGCACCUUGUAGGCGCAAACGCGUCACCCAUUUACCAGACGAAGCUCCGUGUAAGCAGCUUCACCUCGCGUAUACCGCUUUUCCAGAUUGCACAGACGCAAGCAUCAGCACAUCUCUCGAGCUGGUUAGAUAUGUGCACAGUGUGCGGCAGUGCGGGACUGCAUAGCGACUUUAUCUUUUGUGUGGACUGCGGAGAAGGCUUCCAUCUAUUCUGUGUCCCUGGAAUGGAGGCUACUGGUAUAGACGGCAACGAGCAACUGCGUAAAUAUUGGCGCUGCCUCAACUGCAAGAUCUGCCAGGUAUGUGGUCGAUCUGGAACCGUUUGCGUACCCGACAACAGGAGCAGUCGUGCUGUUGCUACUGCUGGAAAUGUGGAUGUGCUUGUUCCGGCUACGCAAAUGGCUGGAGUGGAGCUGGAUUCGGCGCACGAGUUAUCUGCGGGCGAUCCACUUGUGCUAUGCGCGCAUUGUCAUCGCGGCUAUCAUGGGUCAUGCCUAGUACCGUCUAUCCACUUACCUUCAGCUUCCAAGAGAGGCGACGGUAGCACAGUGGUUCCGACUAUUUACUGCUCUAGUUGCAUGGCGUGCACAAACUGUAAGGCUGCUAAAGGUGGCAGCAUUGAGUCUCCGAAGUCAGAAGAUACGAAGAAGAACCAGACACUCACAGCUGCUCGCACGUAUAGUUACGAGCGGAGCAAGUGUUUGCAUUGCCAUAGCUUCAAGGAGCGUGAAGCAGAAGCACAAAAGGAUCGUAAUCGACUGUUGGCGGAAGUUUGGAAUGCUGCAGCGCGCAAGCGCAAGAGAGACGCAGACAAGUGUCCGCUCUGUCGACGCAAGUGGCAUGCUGAGUUUGAAGAGCUUAUGCAAUGCGAUGCUUGCGAACAUUGGGUGCAUCCAUUGUGUGAUGCGAUGUUGAAAGCGGAGCCGCAGCGUUAUCACACGCUGGUAAAUGAUGCUAAUGCGGUGUACGUAUGUGCUGCUUGUCGCCCACAGGAACGUAAGCACAUUGCCGACAAGUUCUUUUCUGACGCUGAUAGCUGGCGCUGUCAGAUACUUCUUGCUGAUAUCCAGCGUAAGCGCUUACAAUGUGAUUCGAGUUGGAGGGAAACCCAAAUGCAGCUAAGACAGGUUGAACGUUGGAAACGUCUAGCCGACCACACGCCUGUCUACCUGUACGUGCUGCGCCUGGGCGAAGAGUGUCUUCGGGACUUUGCUUAUCAAAGUCUCAGCUUUCAAAGCAACUGGUACCGUGUUACGAAGCAGCAGGAACUGGACAAAUGCGGAGUCCUUUUGCCCGAGUGGCUACUGCGCAAGGCAAGUCGCUACAUGCGGUUCAAGAGGUACGUGCGUGGGCCACGCGCAGCGGCGCGGCGUCGCGAUCGCAAACUGGAGAAUUGUCAUUCGAAGCAAGCUGAUAGUGCAAACGCUCGCACGAAUGCAAGCGCCAUCUGCACGCUUGUUUCUGAGGCUGCUAGCUGUGCUGCUUUCUUGGCCUGUGUGCAUCUGCUGUAUGGGUGGCGUCCGCUUCCUGAGGUUGUUAUUCAUAUGCUGUCAAGAAACGAGGGACCGGGUGUUGGCGUGGAGCAUUGUAGGCUAGACGCGUCGCUUCUAAGGCGUCUACGAAGUGGUGAAAACGUUCAUGACGAGGAAGCAAAAUCGGGGCUGGAGUUGGAGAAGGAAAUCGCGGCUAUCAUGGAGCAGCAUGACCGCGAAGUUAUGGAGCCACUCACGCAUAAACCGUCAGUGGGGCUUACGAGAUGUGAUUUCGGCAAUGGCGAAACUAGCCCUGCAACGUCGAUUGCAACUUCAUCGAGCGGGAGAACGGACUUUUUGACGACUAGCCAAAGCAGUGUUACGUUGAAGGCGGCAAGAUCAGCUCGAUGUACGACUGAAGUCAACAUACACACCGUCACGCCUGCUUGUCGUCAAGUGCACGAGUCACCAUUGUCAGCAUCCUCGACGAUGGUACCUCGCGCACUUGACGAUGCCGAAGAAAGCGUCAGUAUGGCUUGCACGACAACUGCAACGCCGCUGCGAGGUCGGCCAGCCGGAAUUUUUGGCGACAUGAAUGACGGCGAGUCCUCGGGGGUAUUGACGACUGAUCUAUUUGACGACAGUCGGUCUUGUGCGCUAUGUUUCGUAGUUGGUGACAACACGGCGUGCGGAAGAUUGCUUUACACCGAAUUUGAAACUUGGGUGCAUGUGAAUUGUGCGCUUUGGUCCAUGGAGGUAUACGAAGGUGAGUCAGGUGUGUUGCACAACUGCAGCAAAGCAAAACAUCGCAGUCGUCUCAUCCGCUGCAAUGUGUGUGGACUCAUGGGGGCAACAAUUGGCUGCUCUGUUGCUCGCUGCACGACGCACUACCACUUUCCGUGUGCAGUGGAUGCUGGAGUCGCCUUUCUGCCCAAUGGCGAGACUUGCUGCCCUCUUGCACUGCAUUUGGAGAGCGUGGCACGGAAACUAAAAGCCGUGAAUGGUGGGUCGUUGGCUUUCACAAGAACGAUUGGUGGAGCUGAGUCCAAGGUAGAAGCUGUCGUACAAGUAUGCUCUGGAAACGAACAAACAGGCGCUAUAAAAGAUGGUCUAAGAACGGAUGACGAAACCAGUGGAACGGUUGGUACGACUGCCUGGCACGGUCAAGGCACAACAGAAUCCAACGCACUAUCUGCCACAGCUGACAGUGCCAGUAGUACUGCGAUGGCAACAUUUACACGUGACAUGAAGGCAGAAAAUGUCCCGGACAAGAAGACAAGCGACCGUGGAUCACGAAACACUGGACAAGACAAGUCAAAGCUAAAUGCUGAAAGCAAAACCGCAGUUCUGCAGCAGAUAGAGCACGUGCUGCCUGUCAUUGACCCUCGAACAGAACCGCGAAGAUGCCUUGUCAGUGAUCCACCCCUUUUGACAGCGUGGGAGUUGAAGAAGAAGAAGCGAGCAGAGCUCAAACGUGGCAUCAAGCCACGAACGAUGUGCUACCGCGUCGGCGCAUUGACUGUCCAUUCUCUUGGGCACGUUUUUGUCGGGAACGAAAGCUUUCACUCACGAACGGCUAUUUAUCCGCUAGGCUUCCGCAGCACGCGUAUUUUCUGGAGUACGCGCAAGUUGGGAACGCGAUGUCUGUACGAGUGUGUAAUAUCGAGCACCGAGAUUGAAGAGCGACGCGCUCGGCGACGAAAAAAGCUGGAAAAAGGGGCGGUCGGCACAGAACGAAUUGAAGACACCGAGUACAAUCGACCGCAGCAGAAACCACGAGCACUGUUUCGACUGACGGCUUCAGACGACAAAGAGCGACCCAUUGUUGCUUCCACACCUGAGGAUGCAUUAGUUGAGCUCCGGAGCCGCGUGGUAGCUCUGUACGAAGAGCAGCGAGACCCUUGUGCUAGCUCCCGACACGUUGGUCGAAGCGCUACGGUAGACAUGGAGCCAAACCCAUUUCUGAAGCGCAGCUCGUGGCUCUCUUUUGCAUUGAGAGGCGACUUCUUCUUUGGCUUUGGGUUAGCUGAGAUCGCCCGCCACAUCGAGGAGCUUCCCUAUGCUGCAACUACCGCAAUCAGCCGCUGGUCUGUCGCGAAGAAGCUUCGACAGCAGCAGCAACGUCAGGGGCAAAGCCCGUUACCUGGUUCUGCGGUUGCAACGUGGGGACCUGGUUCGCGGAAGAGAUGCUUGGAGACAAUGGAACAAAGUGCUGAAGGUGCAGCGGAAGCGGUUGAUGCAAUGACCGAAGGUACCGAUGAAGAACAGCAAUACGAGUUUGCACACGAGCUGCCAUCUCUCGAAGCUUUUCAGACGGCGGAACGCGUGAUCGAGCAGUUGGUCCGGGCUGAGCAGCGUGCGCGGCAAUCUUCUGGGUGCGCCCGGACCGAUGGCUUUGCAGGCAACCGCCUCUUUGGCAUGCCAAAGAAAAGGAAAACAUUGCCGCAGCGCCAAGUGCUUAAUAAAGAAGCGAGCAACGAGCCUGUGCCUGGAGCUGCGAACAAUGGGAGUAUCGGAAGUGGGGUUACAAGCACUGGGGGCGUGGCAAUGGACAUCGAGCAUUUGCCGAUUACGAUGCAGUAUCGGGAAUUGCGCCGUCGGCCAUUUGGCGAGCGCAUGUUGGUACGCAAGUCGUCUAUCCAUGGCUACGGCUUGUUUCUAAAAGAACCCGUGAACGAAGGACAGAUGAUUGUCGAGUAUCAAGGCCAAAUCGUGGGUCAACUCGUAGCAGACGCACGAGAACGACGCUACGAGGAGCAAGGGGUUGGCAGCUGCUACAUGUUUCGACUGGACGAAAAGACGAUUAUCGACGCCACGCGUUGCGGUAACCUCGCGCGCUUUAUCAACCAUUCGUGCGACCCAAAGGCUUUUGCGCGUGUCGUAGCGGUAGAAGGUGGCGAGAAGAAAAUUGUCAUCUUUGCCAAGCGUGCAAUUGCGAUGGGGGACGAGGUGACGUACGAUUACAAGUUUCCGAUCGAAGACGAAGCGAUUCGCUGCGAUUGUAAUGCUACUAAUUGUAUUGGCCGGAUGAACUAG
This is a messenger RNA of Hyaloperonospora brassicae, 9750 nucleotides long. Lineage: Eukaryota; Oomycota; Peronosporomycetes; Peronosporales; Peronosporaceae. The record is from the annotation of a GenBank genome assembly.